AUGGCGGUGGCGAACCUGAGCUUGGCCGUGGAGGACGGCACCGGCGCCGGCGCCGGCGGGCAGGAGUACACGCAGGACGGGUCGGUGGACCUCCGGGGCAACCCCGUGCUCCGCUCCAAGAGGGGCGGCUGGACCGCCUGCACCUUCAUCGUAGUGUACGAGCUGUUCGAGCGUAUGGCCUACUACGGCAUCGCGGCGAACCUCUUCAUCUACCUCACGGAGAAGAUGCACCAGGGCACGGUGGAGGCGUCCAACAACGUCACCAACUGGUCCGGCACCGUCUUCCUCACGCCCCUGCUCGGCGCCUACGUCGCCGACGCCUACCUCGGCCGCUACUGGACCUUCGUCGUCGGCUCCGCCAUCUAUCUCGUGGGGAUGCUGCUGUUGACACUGUCCGUGUCGGUGGGAGCGCUGAAGCCGCCGGAGUGCGUCGGCAAAGUCUGCCCACGGGCGUCGCUGCUGCAGGUGGGCGUCUACUUCGGCGGGCUGUACAUCAUCGCCUUCGGCAACGGCGGCACCAAGCCCAACAUCUCGACCAUCGGCGCCGACCAGUUCGACGACUUCGACGCCCGCGAGAAGUCCCACAAGCUCUCCUUCUUCAACUGGUGGAUGUUCACCAUCUUCGUCGGCAUCCUCUUCUCCUCUACCGUCCUCGUCUACCUCCAGGACAACGUCAGCUGGUCCGUCGGCUACGGCAUCCCCACGCUCGGCCUCAUCGCCUCCAUCGCCAUCUUCCUCGCCGGCACGCCCGUGUACCGCCACAAGCUGCCGCAGGGCAGCGCCUUCACGCGCAUGGGCAAGGUCGUCGGCGCCGCGCUCCGCAAGUGGCGCCUCCCCGUGCCGGCCGACGCCAAGGAGCUGCACGAGCUGGAGCUGGAGGCGUACACGAAGAAGCACAAGUUUCGGAUGGACUCCACCAACUCCAUGCGGUUCCUCAACAAGGCGGCCGUGAAGGACGUCGUCGACGGGUCAUCGUCCAGGGCGGCGAAGUGGAGCCUGUGCACGGUGACGGAGGUGGAGGAGACGAAACAGAUCCUGAAGCUGAUCCCUCUGCUGGUGACCAUGUUCGUGCCGUGCACGCUGAUCGCGCAGACCAACACCCUGUUCGUGAAGCAGGGCACGACCAUGAACCGGCACAUGGGCUCGGGCAGCUUCGAGAUCCCGCCGGCCAGCCUGGGCGCGUUCGUCACGCUCACCAUGCUCGUGGCCAUCGUCGUCUACGACCGGGUCUUCGUGAAGGCGGUGCGGAGGUACACCAAGAACCCGAGAGGGAUCAGCCUGCUGACGCGGAUGGGCAUCGGGCUGCUGGUGCAGGUGCUGACGAUGGGCACGGCGUCGCUGAUCGAGAGCCAGCGGCUGAGCUACGCGCGGAGCCGCGGGCUGGACGUGAGCGGCGGCAAGCUGCGGCUGAGCAUCUUCGUGCUGCUGCCGCAGUUCGUGCUGAUGGGCCUGGCGGACGCGUUCCUGGUGGUGGGCAAGAUCGAGUUCUUCUACGACCAGGCGCCGGAGAGCAUGAAGAGCCUGGGCACGGCGCUGUCGCUCACCGCGUACGGCGUCGGCAACUUCCUCAGCAGCUUCAUCCUGUCGCUGGUGACGCGGGUGACGCGCAGGCGGGGGAGCCCCUGGGUGGCCGACAACCUCAACGCCGCGCACCUCGACUACUACUACGCCUUCCUCACGCUGCUCGCCGCCGCCAACUGCGUCGUCUUCGCCGUGCUCGCCCACCGCUACAGGUACAGGGCCGAGUCCACGGACACCAUCGACGUCGACAUGGACGUGCACGCGCAGCGCGAGGCCGCCAAGAAGAUUCACUCCGAGCCAAUGGCUUAG
Messenger RNA from Triticum turgidum subsp. durum (durum wheat), 1830 nucleotides. Lineage: Eukaryota; Viridiplantae; Streptophyta; Magnoliopsida; Poales; Poaceae. The record is from the annotation of a GenBank genome assembly.